This is a messenger RNA of Pungitius pungitius (ninespine stickleback), 583 nucleotides long. RefSeq names its product cilia and flagella associated protein 90 (gene cfap90). The coding region runs from base 116 to 538 and encodes 140 amino acids. The record is from RefSeq and is a predicted model, not a curated record. The transcript is spliced from 3 exons. NCBI's taxonomy places the organism in Eukaryota, Metazoa, Chordata, Actinopteri, Perciformes, Gasterosteidae.
GGCAGCACGUCAAAGUCAGUCUCCUAGCAACCACAGACAACGGCGUCGUCAAGCUGAGGAUUCCGGUUUCUGAGUUUUUCUUUUACUUUUCGCGAGGAGUUUCAAGCCGAACACGAUGGACGCUUCGCUCGAGGCUCAAACCAAACCGCUUUCCACCUUGUCCGCGUUCAGUUACAUCCCGCCGCGACGGAAGGACCCCAAACACAUGUCGUACUUCAACACAAAACCAACGGUCCCAGAGGUCUCCACGUACGACCGAGUGUUCCACCAGGCGGAAGGUUACGAUAUGAGACUGCACCGAGACGAUAGGAGACACUUCAAGGGAAGAGGACUGGACAUAAACGAGGAGGAGAAGUCAAGAGCUGUACCGGUGUGCUCCUCUGCAGAACACGGCCGGCGUCCCGUUCCCGCGCUGUGGCAAACAGGCCGGCAGUAUGCACGCGUGGCUCACAUAAACGCAGAAUUCUUCAGGAAAAACGGCAUCCUCUGGAAUGUGGAAGAAGGAUUCGGAUCAGUGGCCCCCGACUUGAAAGCAUGAGGCGUUUGAUCUUAAUAAUAAACCAGUGUUAUAGUUUAUACUAGA